CUCAUUCGUUGAAAUACGGUAGAAAGCUUAGUGGAACCUGAAUAAUAUUUGUUGUUAGUUAUUUCGGGAUAAAGCAUUAUUUAACAACCCAUCAUGGCGGAUAGCGGAAAGCGUUGCCAAAACUGUUGUCAUGGUAUUUGCUAUUUUCUGUUACUAGCCACCAUUAUCGUGUUAAGUGUGUUUCUAUAUCUUUGCAAGAACCCGUUGGAUCCAACCUUGCCACGGCUAUCAUCUCGCCCUCGAAUUGAGAACGUAACUUCCUCGACAAUCGAGAUAGAAUGGAAUAAAGAUUACACCGGCGACGGCCCCGUAUGCGGCUACAUCGUCGAACUCAAACCUCCGACAUCGACGGAGUGGACGAGUGUCGGUUUCGUUGCCUAUGAUGACGAUGCCGACGUCUUCGGGUUCACAGUUGAUAGACUUGUCCAUGACGCCCUCUACGCCAUAAAUGUUAGAAUCCUUCACUGUUCGGGUGUGGAAGGAGGUAGAAGCCCAGAAGUCAGCCAGACAACAAAUAUGAGACCUCAAACACAGCCACCAUCCGAACAGCCGUCCACGGGCCAGCCAUGUCCACCAGAGAACUGCACAGAUUGCCCCACUGACCCUGAUGCAGGGGAACAGGAAUGGAGAAGGAAUUUUCUUAUCGCUGUUCCAAUCUUGUCGAUCGUCGCUGUUCUGGAAUUUCUUGUUUUUAUCGGGUAG
This is a messenger RNA of Lytechinus pictus (painted urchin), 702 nucleotides long. Its product is annotated as titin-like. Gene Ontology annotation, molecular function: protein binding. Bases 94 to 702 code for a protein of 202 amino acids. The transcript has 4 exons. Lineage: Eukaryota; Metazoa; Echinodermata; Echinoidea; Temnopleuroida; Toxopneustidae. The record is from RefSeq and is a predicted model, not a curated record.